Somion occarium is the source of this 2148-nucleotide messenger RNA. NCBI's taxonomy places the organism in Eukaryota, Fungi, Basidiomycota, Agaricomycetes, Polyporales, Cerrenaceae. The record is from the annotation of a GenBank genome assembly.
GUCUAGUACUUGAAUUAGAACGUUGAUAGGUAUGUUCUGCUAACUUAUGGAACACUACCAGUGCGGGGCCCGCUAAACACAAUCUCGUUCCCGCAUGGGUCGAAAGAUUCCACAGUCCUGACCGGUCAUCAGAAGGUUGUUCCCGACGAGUUCGACUCACGGCCUCGAACUGUCCAUAUCAAUACUCAGUUGAUGUUCCUUCAGGAUGUGUACUGCCCGGGAUUGCUCGACGCUCAUGGAACUUAAUCUUCGCUGCAGUAUAUAACCUGGAUGAGCGAAGCUAUGUCUUCAACUUCCGGGUCGAACUUGUACUAUUAAAUCUUUUCCUGCCACUAUGUCUUCCCCUGUUGUUGAGCCUCACGAUAACCUUCAAACGAAUCCCGAACUGCCGCCUUCGCAAACCCGUAUACUCGUCAUCGGAGGAGGUCCAUCAGGAUCCUACGCAGCCACACUGCUGGCCAGAGAGGGAUUCGACGUGACCCUGCUCGAGCGCGACCAGUUUCCGCGCUAUCAUAUCGGAGAAAGUCUUCUACAGUCUAUCCCCCGAUAUCUUUCGUUCAUUGACGCACAAGAAGUGAUCAAGGCGAAGGGGUUCAAAAUCAAGCCUGGCGCCGCCGUUAAACUAAACCAGUACAAGCGUGAAUCAUACACGGAUUUUACGCCAUCAAACCCUGCAAACGUGACCUGGAACGUCGUUCGCUCCGAAUUUGAUGACGCCCUUUUAAGACACGCUGCUGCCUGUGGGGUACAUGUCUUUGAGAACACGAAGGUUAACUCCCUACAGUUCGACGACCCCAGUAACCCUGAGAGGCCUACAUCAGCACAAUGGAAGAUCAAAGAUGGUGCGGAGGGCAGUACGAAGUUCGAAUGGCUAGUUGAUGCUUCAGGACGCGCGGGCGUUAUGUCGACGCAGUAUCUCCGGAACCGUAUCUUCAAUUUGAAUCUAAAGAACGUCGCCUGUUGGGGCUAUUGGAAGGGUGGGGCUUCAUAUGCAGCGGGCACUCCACACGAGGACGCUCCCUGGUUUGAAGCUUUGACAGACGAAUCAGGCUGGGUAUGGCAUAUCCCUCUUCAUGACGGGACCGUCUCCGUGGGUUUCGUCAUGAGCGAGACAUCCAGCAUCGCCAAGAAGAGUGCAAUGCGUGAGCGGACGGGUUCUGUAACGCUCGUUGAUCACUACCUCGACCAAAUGCAGCUUGCGCCUGGUCUGCAGAAGCUUCUGGAAAAGGCGGAGCUCGUCUCAUCUAUCAAGGCAGCGGGUGACUAUAGCUACUCAGCUCACCAAUAUGCGGGCUCAGGCUAUCGUCUGGUUGGCGACGCUGGAGCAUUCAUUGACCCCUUCUUCUCGUCUGGUGUCCAUCUUGCUUUCACAAGUGAGGAAGAGGCGGUCUCAUUUCACAAUCUCAAAUUUGGAACCGCUUACACUAGAUUUUUGAUUAUUGUACUUGGCGUAUAUGGGCGAAUUAGAGCACAGGAGGCUCCUGCGUUGGAAAUGAUCGAUGAAGAAGGCUUUCAUCGUGCCUUCCAGUGGCUUCGACCUAUGUUGCGUGGUGAUGCGGAUGUGGGCCUAGAGAAAGUGACCGAGAUCGCCAUUCAAAAGGCCAUGUUGCUCUCCUCUGCCGUCUUUGCCCCGACAUCGCCAACAAUGCACGCGGAAGUGGCUCAGCGCCUCGAUCCAGACCUCACAAAUAUGGAGGCACCGGUUCUCCUUCCUGAAGAUAUCGAGCGAAUGGUCGGCACCGAAGAUGAAGAUGCGUUCCACGUCGUUAGCAAGAUCAAUGCGAGAAAGGCAGUGCAUUCUGAGCUAGACGCGAACAGUGAUCGUUUUGCCCAGGAGGCGUUUGAAGGGUUUUCACCUAGCCUCGGGCGCGGAGAGCUUGGCCUUCGUCGUCAGACUCAGGAAGUACCUAGUGUAGUAUGAUCAUUUAGGGACAGUGAAGUGGAUGAUAAGAAUUACGUUGAUUGGGCCGAAGUACUCUGUCAGGCAAAGUUAAUGAUUGACAUAGUAGGAAUGGCAGGGAGAUCAAAAGGACCUGGUGCAGCCCUGCGAUGAAGGUUCAGCUGCAGAUGAGAAACCUGGCGAAGAAUCACAUUCUAUCUGUUUGGAGUAUGGGUACGCCUACCGCUGAGAAGAUAACAGUUACCCAG